AUCCUCCUUCUCCUCAGAGGGCUAGGGACGGGUGGGGACAUCAGGCAGCCCUGUGGACCCAGGAAACCGCCAGAGUGCCUGCGCAGCUUGUUCCAGACAAGCCCUGGCUGGGCCUCGCCCUCAUCCCACUCUGCCCAGAUGUUCUCCACCUGGAAGAGACCAAUGCUGCUGUCUGUUCAUGAGGACCCCAUGCCCACCACAGCCUCCUUCAGCACGAGAAUGUUCAACAUCACCUCGCAAGCCCUUGCGCCUGCUCUUAACGGGACCCUGUCCCAGGGCAGUGACUGUCCCGACAUGGAGUGGUGGGACUUGCUCAAUGCCACCCAGGCCCCCUUCCUCUGGGUCCUGUUCGUGCUGGCCACAGCCGAGAACGUCUUUGUCCUCAGCGUGCUCUGCCUGCACAAGAGCAGCUGCACCGUGGCGGAAAUCUACCUGGGAAACCUGGCGAUGGCUGACCUGAUCCUGGCCUGCGGGCUGCCCUUCUGGGCCAUCACCAUUGCCAACAACUUCGACUGGAUCUUCGGGGAGGUUCUGUGCCGGGUGGUGAACACCAUGAUCUACAUGAACCUGUACAGCAGCAUCUGCUUCCUGAUGCUGGUAAGCAUCGACCGCUACCUGGCCCUGGUGAAGACCAUGUCCAUGGGCAGGAUGCGCGGGGUGCGCUGGGCCAAACUCUACAGCCUGGUGAUCUGGGGCUGCACGCUGCUCCUGAGCUCGCCCAUGCUGGUGUUCCGCACCAUGCGGGGGUACAGUGACGAGGGCCACAACGUGACUGCCUGCGUCAUCACCUACCCUUCCCGCACCUGGGAGGUGUUCACCAACGUGCUCCUGAACUUGGUGGGCUUCCUGCUGCCCCUGAGCAUCAUCACCUUCUGCACGGUGCAGAUCAUGCAGGUGCUGCGCAACAACGAGAUGCAGAAGUUCAAGGAGAUCCAGACGGAGAGGAAGGCCACCGUGCUCGUGCUGGCCGUGCUGCUGCUCUUCGUCGUGUGCUGGCUGCCCUUCCAGAUCAGCACCUUCCUGGACACGCUGCUGCGCCUCGGCGUCCUCUCGGGCUGCUGGGACAAGCACGUCAUCGAUGUCAUCACGCAGAUCAGCUCCUACGUGGCCUACAGCAACAGCUGCCUCAACCCGCUGGUGUACGUCAUCGUGGGCAAGCGCUUCCGGAAGAAGGCCCGCGAGGUGUACCGCGGCGCGUGCCAGCAGGGCGGCUGCGUGGCCGAGCCGCCCCCGAUGGAGAACUCCAUGGGCACGCUGCGCACCUCCAUCUCGGUGGAACGCCAGAUGCACAAGUUGCAGGACUGGGCGAGGAGCAGCCAGUGAUGAGGCCACCGGGUGGGUACCGCCCCGGGCGCGAGGCGCAGACAGCGGCUCUCCAGCGCGGCCCGCGAGGAGCUGGCCGCCUCCCGAGAUCUUGAGCGACGAGUUGGGGUCUCAGGAAGAAGAUCGGAAAGCGAUCCCGCUCUCCCGGCGCUUGCCGAGGACGAGGCGGCCUGGGUACAGUCAAGCACCCCCUCCACGCAAUAGUAUUAUCGCGGACGGCUGCCACUUCAGGGCCUGCUGCUGCUUCCCAGGAGCCAAGAGGGCCUGGGGGCAGGGGUGGGAGUGACGGAGCUCCUCUCCCUCGGUGGUCCCUCCCUGCCCCAGCAUGAGGCUCAGGGCUCCAGGAGAACUGCGGUCCAGCUGUGGUGGGUGGCUGGGUGCACAGCGCCCAGCUGCCCCUGGCUGGGUUUCAUUAAUCCACGCGGCUAAGACUUUGCAGGGUGACUUUGCAGAUUAAUGGAGGUUAAACUCUUACAAGAACCCAGAGACCAGGAGCCUGUGGCUCCUCUCACCAUCGGACAGGUGAUCUGUGCAAAAGAACCCAGUAAGCACUUAUUAAGCACUUGCUGUAUAUACAGCACUGGACAGCAGACCAGAGGGAAGAGAGAAGGCAGUCUCUCUCCCUCGGAGGAUCCCCAGAACUCAAUUGUGGGUGCCUGAGGGCCGGCAGUGACCAGAAGGCAGUUCUGUGGCAUGGUCAGGCAAGGUGUUGUAGCAGUACAGAGAGCAAAGAGGGGAGGGACCCGAGGGCUCAGUUUGGCUGAUUGCUAGAUGCACAAUCUCCGGGUCCCUGCCUCAGUUUCCUUUUGUGUAACAUGAGGUCAUUGUGAGGAUUGAAGGCUAUAACAGGCAUAAAAGUUCUCUGAGGAUCAGAGGUGCUCUGUAGUAUGACACAUCAUUCUGCACACCAGGUGGCUGGAUUCAUUAUAAGGAAAAGACACUGAGGGGUAAUUAGCUUCUGGAGGAGAAUCAGAACUGGAAGCCAAGGUGGGCACAGCCAGCUUCAGCUGGGGCUCAGGAGGGCUGGCUGCCUCCACCUGUCUUCCAUCGCCUGCCCCUCCCCAUCCCCCCUUCACACACACACACACACACACACACUCAAGCAUUUGCUAGGAGGUCACCCCUUCUGUGCUCAGUUUGAGAGUCUGCAGGAGAGAGAUUUCUGCUGAGACCUGCUUGGGACCACAGUGCUCAGACCCUGCCCGCAGGCCCCAGCGGUCCGGGGGAGUUCAGUCUUGCUUCUCCCUUGCCCUGGGCACAGCAACCAAGACACCAGUCAGUAGUUUAUUCAACCCAGAAAAGAGCUUGUGUCGGAAGCAGUAGAGGCGUCCAAGGGCGGAAACCCGUGACGGCAUGGAGCUCACUCACCCAGACGCAUCACUUCCAGGACCAGCCUCCCUACACCCUGGGCGGGACCCCCAGCCCUGGGCCUGCUGGGCUGUGCCCCCUGGGCUGCCUGGGCAGGGCCCUGUGUGACCUCAAGGAGACCCUGCGGGGACAACACACCCACAUGUGAUCAGACCAGAGGCUGAACAGAGAUGGGCGACCGGAGCCGGCCCUCUUCCAGAGGCCUUGCUGUACAUGUCCCCCUAGGACCAACCGCGGGGCCUGGCUGGGCUCUGCCACAGGCCGCCCGUGGGGCUCAGGGGUCAGGAGGAAGCUGCACGGGCAGCACUGUCCCAAGCCCUGGGACCCACUUAGUUAACUGCCGGCUGUGGCCAGCACGGUGCAAGCCUUACGGGGGGGAGUGGAGGGCCGCGGCCCCGGCCCAGCCUCGGGCUGCUCAGACCCAGGCAGCUCAGCAGCGACGAGCCCAGUGGAACAGGACGUGAGUGUUAGCCGCUGGCUGUUAGCCCGAGGAGGACUGGGGUGGCAACAAGCCCAUAUGGCCUGGCCAAUCUGACCGAUUUGGUCACUAAAAUGUCCCCCAAAAUUCCUUCCCCCAGGAGCUACAGGUCACAGCUGGUCACAGCCUUGGGCUCACCAUGGUCGGCCUGUGAUCUGGGCGGGCCUGGCUCUGCCAGAGGGAGCCCCCGGUGGUGAUGAUACCCUAAUGAGGCCUGGCCCAGGAAAGCGCCCAGGAGCUGCCGCUUGUACCAGAAGCAGCUCGGCGCCCACAAGGAGGGUGGCCCUGGCCCCGAGAGCACGCGUCUUGUUCCGCAGAAUAAUAAACGAGGAGGGGUUUUCACCGGCUCCCAUUUGCCACAGCUCCUGUAACACCAGCCUGGGGCGGGGGAUCCACUUAUUCCUUGGGCUUCGGUCAGGGAGAUCCAUGGUCCCCAAGCUGUUGUAAUUAAUGGAUCUUCACAAAUUUUUUUAAAUACUCAAUGUGUGUGCUUAAUGUGUUAAAACAUACUCAACAAGCAGUGUAAGCAUUUUAGAAAAGCACUUUAGAAAAAUGUAAACAAAUGUUGAAAGUUUGGAUAUGCCUGCCUCUGAAUUCCUCCGUGGGGCGCUCCUCGCCAGACUCCCAUCAGGUGCCCAUGAGGCCAGCAUGACAGAUGGCAGCGGUUCAGUCCUUUGUCCACACAGGAUACAGUUUUUAGUGCCUGCACUUGACCUUCCCUUUGAAUCAGGAGUCGAAUAACAUCCAGGCCAUAACAUUGAGAGUAAAAGCCACGGUUGGCACACGCUCAGGGCAACGGUACCCAUUCUGCUUUGGUCUCCUUCGUUGUUCACUCUUCCACUAAGCAGAACUUGCGUUCUGUGUCCCCGUGAACAGCACAGCCUGGGGGGCUGAAGAAGGAGGAUGGCAAGUUCCCGGCUGAGCUGGGCAACCCAGUGAGAUCCUGUCUCAAAAAAUAAAAAGGACGGGGGUGGAGCUCAGUGGAAGCCCCUGGGGACCCCUGGGUUUAAUCCCCAGUACAGGAAAAGGAAAUUUUCCAAAUUAAAAAAUACAGCACUGCUUAGUCCAUCCUUGCCAGAAACCUGGCUCACCGUUCAAUGCACCUCUUUUUAAAGCCUUCCACCUGGUGGGUCAGCGAGUCUUUUAGACGUCACCCGGUAAGUGUGGGCCGGACCUACCUGCUUCCAUGUCCACCGUGCUCUCUUGGUCUCCCCACCUCCAGUAUUAGCCACCACCCUUUCCCAGUUCCCCAGUCUGCAGCCCAGGCCACCUUGGAAGAAUUCGCA
This is a messenger RNA of Sciurus carolinensis (gray squirrel), 4455 nucleotides long. RefSeq names its product bradykinin receptor B2 (gene Bdkrb2). The record is from RefSeq and is a predicted model, not a curated record. Lineage: Eukaryota; Metazoa; Chordata; Mammalia; Rodentia; Sciuridae. Gene Ontology annotation, cellular component: membrane. Gene Ontology annotation, molecular function: bradykinin receptor activity. Gene Ontology annotation, biological process: vasoconstriction; immune response; neutrophil chemotaxis. The transcript has 3 exons. Bases 139 to 1323 code for a protein of 394 amino acids.